CCGGUUCGCUAGGCGGAGGCCGGAAGUGUUGGAUUGUAGCGGCUCUGGUAUUGGAAGCGAGUUAGUAGCGGCAGCCGAGGCAGCGAGGGGGUACCCGAAGCAAUCGGAUUCUUGCGGCUGAGCAGGGAUUUAACCACCACCAUGUCGAGCAAAAGAGCAAAGACCAAGACCACCAAGAAGCGCCCCCAGCGCGCAACUUCCAAUGUGUUUGCCAUGUUUGACCAGUCACAGAUUCAGGAGUUCAAGGAGGCCUUCAACAUGAUCGAUCAGAACAGAGAUGGUUUCAUCGACAAGGAAGACUUGCAUGACAUGCUUGCCUCCCUGGGAAAGAAUCCAACAGAUGAGUAUCUGGAUGCCAUGAUGAAUGAGGCUCCAGGUCCCAUAAAUUUUACCAUGUUUCUCACAAUGUUUGGUGAAAAGUUAAAUGGCACAGACCCAGAAGAUGUCAUCAGAAAUGCUUUUGCUUGCUUUGAUGAAGAAGCAACUGGUACCAUUCAGGAGGACUACCUGAGGGAGCUGCUGACCACGAUGGGAGAUCGGUUCACAGAUGAGGAGGUGGACGAGCUGUACAGAGAAGCACCUAUUGACAAAAAGGGGAACUUCAAUUACAUCGAGUUUACCCGCAUCCUUAAGCAUGGAGCGAAAGACAAAGAUGACUGAAAAAACUUCAGAUUCCAGCCAAACGUUCCUUGUUGCCACUUUGGGUAUUUCUGAGACUUUCUCUAAGAGCCUGUUGCAUGCCCUUAGCUUUACAGCCUUUGCCUUUCUUGUUGUAUUUAUUCUCAGCCAUUUGGGGCACAUGCAUCUCUAUAAUCAGACUGGAAAUGAGACUUUUUGUCAUUUUCAGAAUAGAAAAUAGGGUAAUUUAAUUUACCAGCUGUCCCCUCCCUCCCCCAAAUAACUGCAGUCUACACAGAGUCAAUAUAUUUUUUCAGAGAAAGUUAUUCACUCAAUUUUUUCUGAACCAUAAUUAAACUUUAUGAUAAAAACUUACUUGUUUAAAACUUCCUUAUUUAUCAAAAUUGACUUUUGUUGGUCUUGGUUGCAUCUUCUAAAGAAAGAUAGGAGUUCUCUUAUGGCACAGUGGGUUGAGAAUGCAGCAUUGUUCUGGGGCGGCUUGGGUCAAUGCUGUGGUGCAGGUUCAGUCCCUGCCCCAGGAAUUUUCAUAUGCCAUGGGCAUAGCCAAAAAAGGAAGAAAGGUAGAUGAGGCAAAUCCUAGAAAAUGCUAAUCAUGGUUAGACCCUCUCCCUUACUCCUUCCAGUUUUCCUAACAAUCCUAUCUCCUCUACUAUUAAUUCUUCUUUUCAAAGAAACCAAAUUUUAACUGCC
This is a messenger RNA of Sus scrofa (pig), 1329 nucleotides long. Its product is annotated as myosin regulatory light chain 2 protein. The record is from RefSeq and is marked validated. Gene Ontology annotation, molecular function: calcium ion binding. Lineage: Eukaryota; Metazoa; Chordata; Mammalia; Artiodactyla; Suidae.